GGGUCCCCAGAUCGGAGCCUGGAGGAGGAGUUCGAGGAGGGGCCGGCGGGCGAGGGGGGGUCCCCGCAGCGCCCCGCCGACCCGGCGCUGGCCGAGCUGGAGAGCUUCUCUGCUGAGAUGAUGAGCUUCAAGUCCAUGGAGGACCUGGUGCAGGAGUUCGACGAGAAGCUCACCGUGUGCUUCCGCAACUACGACGCCGCCACCGAGGGGCUGGCGCCCGUGCGGGGCCGGCUGCAGGCGCAGGAGGAGGAGGAGCGCCUGCAGGAUGAGGAGGUCUGGGACGCUCUGACCGAUGGCUUUGCCCCCCGGAGCUCCCCCCGGCCCUGGCAGCUCCCCGGGACUGAGCCCCUCCAUGGCAGCGACCCCCAGCUCGGUGGGAAGGAGGAGGAGGAGGAGGAGGAGGAGGAGCUCACUGAGAGGAGUGAGCAGGACUCUGGGAUCAACGAGGAGCCGCUGCUGACAGCUGAGCAGGUCAUCGAGGAGCUGGAGGAGCUCAUGCAGAGCUCACCUGACCCCGAGGCUGACCCCGAGGGGGAGGAGGAAGAGGAGGAGGAGGAAGAUGAGGAGGAGGAGGAGGAAAGCAAGGCUGAUGCUGAAGGCAAAGGUGGUGGCACGGAGCCCAUCGUGCUGCAGGAGCUGCAUGCUUUCUCCCCUGCCCUCAACAACAACUGCUCCCACGAAGGUAUGGCCAGCAAAGCCCAGGCCAGUCACUUUUUGGGGACAAUUCCAACCAAAUUGGACAACUGGGCGGAGCUGGUGGCGCAGCUGGCGCGGCGGGACGAGCUGGCCUUCGAGAAGGAGGUGAAGACAGCGUUCAUCGGGGCGCUGCUGGCCGUGCAGGGCGAGCAGCGGGAGCAGAGAGAGGCCGCCCGGCGCCGCCGCAGGGACAAGGGGCUGAGCCUGCAGGGCACAAAGGGCUCCGAGCGCGGGGGACGAAGGGAGCGCUUCAGCAUGGAGGGCAUCUCCAGCAUCCUGCACUCCGGCCUGCGCCAGACUUUUGGUCCCACCACCAACGAGAAGCAGUACCUGAACACGGUGAUCCCCUAUGAGAAGAAGGGCUCACCCCCCUCUGUUGAGGACCUGCAGAUGCUCACCAACAUCCUGUUUGCCAUGAAGGAGGGCAAUGAGAAGGUGCCCACUCUGCUCACGGAUUACAUCCUCAAAGUGCUCUGCCCGACCUGACGUGGUGCUGCCCCCACACUCCCACCCCAAAACGGGGCCAAACCCGAGGAAAAAGGGUCACACCCACCCGUGGCUGCC
Molecule: messenger RNA, 1260 nt
Organism: Ficedula albicollis (Collared flycatcher)
Lineage: Eukaryota; Metazoa; Chordata; Aves; Passeriformes; Muscicapidae
Gene: FEZ1
Product: fasciculation and elongation protein zeta 1
Exons: 10
Cellular component (GO): cytoplasm; axon
Source: RefSeq, a predicted model, not a curated record